This is a messenger RNA of Jaculus jaculus (lesser Egyptian jerboa), 7788 nucleotides long. RefSeq names its product ubiquitin protein ligase E3 component n-recognin 2 (gene Ubr2). The coding region runs from base 64 to 5331 and encodes 1755 amino acids. NCBI's taxonomy places the organism in Eukaryota, Metazoa, Chordata, Mammalia, Rodentia, Dipodidae. The transcript has 47 exons. Gene Ontology annotation, biological process: ubiquitin-dependent protein catabolic process via the N-end rule pathway. Gene Ontology annotation, cellular component: ubiquitin ligase complex; cytoplasm. The record is from RefSeq and is a predicted model, not a curated record. Gene Ontology annotation, molecular function: zinc ion binding; ubiquitin protein ligase activity.
CGCGGCCCGCGGCAGGGGGGGAGGCGACAGCGACGGUCACUGUGCCGAGAAGGAGGAGAGAAGAUGGCGUCGGAGCUGGAGCCUGAGGUGCAGGCCACCGAGCGCACUUUGCUGGAAUGUUCUGCCGAGGAGACGGCGGCGAAAUGGCUACAAGCAACUGACCUCACGAAAGAAGUAUACCAGCAUUUAGCCCACUAUGUACCUAAAAUCUACUGCAGGGGUCCCAACCCUUUUCCACAGAAAGAAGAUAUGUUGGCGCAGCAUGUUCUAUUGGGACCAAUGGAAUGGUACCUUUGUGGUGAAGAUCCUGCUCUGGGAUUUCCAAAGCUUGAACAAGCAAACAAACCUUCUCAUCUUUGUGGCCGUGUAUUUAAAGUGGGAGAACCUACAUAUUCUUGCAGAGACUGUGCAGUUGAUCCAACUUGUGUUUUAUGCAUGGAGUGCUUUUUGGGAAGUAUUCACAAAGACCAUCGAUAUAGGAUGACCACAUCAGGAGGUGGAGGGUUCUGUGACUGUGGGGAUACUGAGGCUUGGAAAGAGGGGCCAUUCUGUCAGAAACAUGAACUCAACAGCGCUGGGAUGGAGGUAGAAGAGGAUCCUCUAGUGCAUUUAUCAGAAGAUGUGAUAGCAAGAGCUUACAACAUCUUUGCUAUUAUAUUUCAAUAUGCAGUGGAGAUAUUAACCUGGGAAAAAGAAAGUGAAUUGCCUGCAGAUUUAGAGAUGAUAGAGAAAAGUGACACCUACUACUGCAUGCUGUUCAAUGACGAGGUUCACACCUAUGAGCAGGUUAUUUAUACUCUUCAGAAAGCUGUUAACUGCACACAGAAGGAAGCCAUUGGUUUUGCAACUACAGUCGAUCGAGACGGUCGUAGGUCUGUUCGAUAUGGAGACUUCCAGUAUUGUGACCAAGCAAAAUCAGUAAUUGUGAGAAAUACCAGUAGACAGACAAAGCCACUCAAAGUUCAAGUUAUGCAUUCGUCUAUUGUUGCACAUCAGAAUUUUGGUUUGAAACUUUUGUCUUGGCUGGGGAGUAUUAUUGGAUAUUCAGAUGGCCUCCGCCGGAUUUUGUGUCAAGUUGGAUUACAAGAAGGGCCAGAUGGUGAAAAUUCUUCUCUGGUGGACAGAUUGAUGCGCACUGACUCCAAACUGUGGAAAGGGGCGAGGAGUGUGUAUCACCAGCUAUUCAUGAGCAGCCUCCUUAUGGAUUUGAAAUACAAGAAACUGUUUGCUGUUCGAUUUGCAAAAAAUUACCAGCAGUUGCAGAGAGAUUUUAUGGAAGAUGAUCACGAGCGAGCAGUGUCGGUGACUGCUCUGUCUGUCCAGUUCUUCACUGCACCUACUCUGGCUCGAAUGCUCAUCACAGAAGAAAACCUGAUGACCACUAUCAUUAAGACAUUCAUGGACCAUCUGAAGCAGCGAGAUGCCCAAGGCAGAUUCCAAUUUGAACGCUAUACUGCUUUACAGGCUUUCAAGUUUAGGAGAGUUCAGAGCCUUAUUUUAGAUCUCAAGUAUGUGUUGAUUAGCAAACCAACUGAAUGGUCAGACGAGCUGAGACAGAAGUUCUUAGAAGGCUUUGAUGCCUUUUUGGAAUUACUGAAAUGCAUGCAGGGAAUGGAUCCCAUUACACGUCAAGUAGGACAACAUAUCGAGAUGGAGCCGGAAUGGGAAGCAGCCUUCACACUGCAGAUGAAAUUAACACACGUCAUUUCAAUGAUGCAGGACUGGUGCGCUCUGGAUGAAAAAGUGUUAAUUGAAGCUUACAAGAAAUGCCUCGCUGUGUUGACGCAGUGUCAUGGUGGCUUUACUGAUGGUGAACAACCAGUUACACUGAGUAUUUGUGGACAUUCAGUGGAAACUAUCAGAUACUGUGUUUCCCAAGAAAAAGUUAGCAUUCACCUCCCAAUUUCUCGCUUACUUGCAGGUUUGCAUGUGUUAUUAAGCAAAAGUGAAGUGGCAUAUAAAUUUCCAGAACUCCUACCUCUAAGUGAACUCAGCCCACCCAUGUUGAUAGAGCACCCUCUUAGAUGUCUUGUUUUAUGUGCCCAAGUACAUGCUGGGAUGUGGAGAAGAAAUGGGUUCUCUCUGGUAAACCAGAUUUAUUACUACCACAAUGUGAAAUGCAGACGUGAGAUGUUUGACAAGGAUAUAGUAAUGCUUCAGACAGGUGUCUCCAUGAUGGACCCAAAUCACUUCCUGAUGAUCAUGCUCAGCCGCUUUGAACUUUAUCAGAUUUUCAGUUCACCAGACUAUGGGAAAAGACUGAGUGCUGAGAUCACCCAUAAGGAUGUUGUUCAGCAGAACAACACGCUAAUCGAAGAGAUGCUCUACCUCAUCAUCAUGCUCGUCGGAGAAAGAUACAGUCCUGGAGUUGGGCAGGUCAGUGCUAUGGAUGAAAUUAAACGAGAGAUCAUCCAUCAAUUGAGCAUCAAGCCCAUGGCUCAUAGCGAGUUGGUCAAGUCUUUACCUGAAGACGAGAACAAGGAGACUGGCAUGGAGAGUGUAAUUGAAGCAGUUGCCCAUUUCAGGAAACCUGGAUUAACAGGACGAGGCAUGUAUGAGCUAAAACCAGAAUGUGCCAAAGAGUUCAACUUGUAUUUCUAUCACUUCUCAAGGGCAGAGCAGUCCAAGGCAGAAGAAGCUCAGCGGAAAUUGAAAAGACAACAUAGGGAAGACUCAGCCCUUCCACCUCCAGUUUUGCCUCCAUUCUGCCCUUUGUUUGCAAGUCUGGUUAACAUUUUGCAGUCAGAUGUGAUGUUAUACAUCAUGGGGACAAUACUGCGGUGGGCUGUAGAGCGUCACGGAUAUGCCUGGUCAGAGUCUAUGCUGCAAAGGGUGUUGCAUCUGAUUGGGAUGGCCCUGCAGGAAGAAAAGCAGCAUCUAGAGAAUGCUGUGGAAGAGCACGUCCUGACAUUCACCUUCACCCAGAAGAUAUCAAAACCUGGGGAAGCGCCAAACAACUCUCCGAGCAUACUAGCUAUGCUGGAGACGCUACAGAAUGCACCCUCCCUGGAGGUCCACAAAGAUAUGAUUAGAUGGAUAUUAAAGACUUUCAAUACGAUUAAGAAGUUAAGAGAGAGUUCGUCCACCAGUCCUGUGGUAGAGACAGAAGGAACCAUAAUGGAAGAGAGUACAAGAGAUAAAGACAAAGCUGAAAGGAAGAGAAAGGCCGAGAUUGCCAGGCUGCGCAGGGAAAAGAUCAUGGCCCAGAUGUCUGAGAUGCAGCGGCACUUCAUUGACGAGAACAGAGAGCUCUUUCAGCAGACAUUAGAACUGGAUGCCUCAGCCUCCGCAGUUUUGGACAGUAGCCCCAUGGUUUCAGACACAGCACUUACAGCUUUGGGCCCAGCACAAACUCAGGUCCCUGAACAAAGACAAUUUGUUACUUGCAUCUUGUGUCAAGAGGAGCAAGAAGUGACUGAGGAAAGCAGAGCAAUGGUGUUGGCAGCAUUUAUUCAAAGGUCAACUGUUCUUUCCAAAAACAGAACUAAAUUCAUUCAGGAUCCAGAAAAAUAUGAUCCAUUAUUCAUGCACCCUGAUCUGUCCUGCGGAACACACACUGGUAGCUGUGGGCAUGUUAUGCAUGCCCACUGUUGGCAAAGGUAUUUCGAUUCCGUUCAAGCUAAAGAACAGAGAAGGCAGCAGCGACUGCGCUUUCAUACGAGCUAUGAUGUGGAGAGUGGGGAGUUCCUCUGCCCGCUGUGUGAAUGUCUGAGCAAUACUGUGAUUCCUCUGCUGCUUCCGCCAAGAAGUAUUUUUAACAGGAGGUUAAUUUUUUCAGACCAACCAAGUCUGGCUCAGUGGAUUAGAACAAUAUCUCAGCAAAUAAAAGCGUUGCUGGUUCUAAGGAAAGAAGAAAGUUCUUCCAAUGCUGCCACUUCAAAGAAUUCAGAAAAUAGGAAUGAAUUGGAGCUUCCUGAAGGAUUCAAGCCUAAUUUUCAUCCUAAGAAUCCCUAUUCAGACAGCAUAAAAGAAAUGCUAACAACAUUUGGAACUGCUACCUAUAAGGUGGGACUAAAAGUUCAUCCCAAUGAGGAGGAUCCCCGUGUGCCCAUUAUGUGUUGGGGGAGCUGUGCAUACACCAUCCAGAGCAUAGAAAGAAUUUUGAGUGAUGAAGAUAAGCCAUUGUUUGGUCCUUUGCCUUGCAGACUGGAUGACUGUCUUAGGUCACUAACCAGAUUUGCAGCAGCACAUUGGACCGUGGCCUCGCUCCCAGUGGUGCAGGGACACUUUUGUAAACUUUUUGCAGCAUUGGUGCCUAACGACAGCUAUGAAGACCUCCCGUGCAUAUUAGAUAUCGACAUGUUUCAUUUACUGGUGGGCUUGGUGCUCGCUCUCCCUGCCCUGCAGUGUCAAGAUUUUUCAGGGAUCAGCCUUAGCACUGGAGACCUCCACAUUUUCCACCUGGUUACUAUGGCACACAUCGUACAAAUCUUAUUUACCUCACGUCCAGAAGAGAAUGGCAUGGAUCAAGGAAAUCCCACUAGUGAAGAAGAGUCAGCAGUUCUCUCCUUGUACAGAAUGCUUCAGCAGUAUACUGGAAGUGCCUUGAAAGCGACAGCGUCUGGCUGGCAUCUGUGGAGGAGCGUCAAGGCUGGGAUCAUGCCUUUCCUCAAAUGUUCCGCUUUGUUCUUCCAUUAUCUAAACGGAGUUCCAUCCCCGCCAGACCUUCAAGUUCCUGGAACAAGCCAUUUUGAACAUUUAUGUAACUAUCUUUCCCUACCAACCAACCUCUUUGGCCUUUUUCAAGAAAAUCGUGAGAUAAUGAAUUCACUGAUUGAAAGUUGGUGUCAUGACAGUGAAGUGAAACGGUACCUGAGAGGGGAAAGAGAUGCGAUAAGCUAUCCAAGAGGAGCUAACAAGUUAAUAGACCUUCCAGAAGAUUACAGCAGCCUCAUUAAUCAAGCAUCCAAUUUCUCGUGCCCCAAGUCAGGUGGUGAUAAGAGCAGAGCCCCAACUCUGUGCCUUGUGUGUGGAAGUCUACUGUGCUCUCAGAGCUACUGCUGCCAGACCGAGCUGGAAGGGGAGGACGUCGGGGCCUGCACGGCCCACACCUACUCCUGCGGCUCUGGGGCCGGCAUCUUCCUGAGAGUGCGGGAGUGUCAGGUGCUGUUUUUAGCCGGCAAAACUAAAGGCUGUUUCUAUUCUCCUCCUUACCUUGAUGACUACGGAGAGACUGACCAGGGACUCAGGCGGGGGAACCCCCUGCACCUGUGCAGAGAGCGGUUCAAGAAGAUCCAGAAGCUCUGGCAGCAGCACAGCGUCACGGAAGAAAUCGGGCAUGCGCAAGAAGCCAACCAGACGUUGGUCGGCAUUGACUGGCAGCAUUUAUAACCACUCAGCUACCAGCAUCAUGAACUUAGAGUUUUGUAAUCCAGUUGGCUUUUCCAGAAAGCCAAUAGGAAAGAAGUUCGGCAGAAUUUGUUCUGAAAUAAACUGUUUAUUUAAGUUUUUCCCGUUUUAUUUUUAUAGCUCUGGCUCCAGGACUGAUGAAAAUCAUUUUCCAUCAGCAGAUUUUCUCGUACCAUUCUGUAUCCCUCACAUGUCAUCUGGGCUCAAGAUCCAGGGAGGGGCUUCCCUUGCUGGACUGGAGCUUAGCCCCUCCUGGGAUCUGCCAGCAUUGACUGCCAGCAGCCUGCGCCAUUUCACAGCGCUGGUUCCAGUGACCUUGGGGCUGGCGCUGAUUCCGCGAGGCAGGAAGCAAGGCCGUGGCCGGCAGGAACGCUCUUGUUCUUCCUGCUCCUCAGUGCUUUGGCACUGAGGCUGGCGGCAGCUCACCUCCGCUGCCCGCACACUACCUCUUAGAGCAGAGCCACUGAAGACUGGAGCCCCUCUGCCCACGCACGGAGAGGCAGGAAGGAGCGCCUAGGGAGGAGCUGGCUGGCUUCACACUGCUCUAGAGGGUUGACUUUUGUUAUUUGUUCUAUUUUUGUCAAGUCAUUGGGCUUUGAGAGAGAGAGAAACUCACUUAAAAGGGCUUUUUGAAAACUUAAUGGAUCUCCUGAUUUUUAAGACAGUGACAUCACUGAUUUUCCUGAGGCUAAACAAGUAUAUGUGCUGCUCCUGGAUCUAGCAAACAUCCUGAGAACUCCGCUGUGCAUGGUGAUGCACACCUGUAAGCCUGCACUUUGAGAGGCUGAGGCAGGAGGAUCAGGAGUCCUGGCCAGCUUUGUAUGUAUGACAAGUUAAACUUGGGCAACAUGACUCCACGACUCAAACACAUGAAAGUGAGAGCCCAUCGGGUUCAGCGUCGCCUGGGCUCGGUUUUCUGCUGCUCACUGAGCACAUUCCUCGGACGCCUGCGUGCCAGGCUUUUCUAGACGGGUUCUCACUGAGAGGUGCCUUCCCAGAGCAAUGGCUCGAGGCCCUGACAGCUGCACAGCCGCUCUCAAGUUUGCUAGGCUGUGCCGAGAGCUUGGAUACGUGUAGAGUGAGAGCAGAUUCAGGAGAGGGAGGACUCCUGCCUGCGUUUCUAAAGGGGGCUGAGAGCAAAUGAUCGGUGGGCUCUUGCAGUUUCUGAUCACUGCCACUGACCCAUUUACUCAGCUGUCUUGUUUGUGUGUACAAAGUCUCUCCACUCAGUUGCACGCUCUCCAGCCCCCCAGGAGGAGGGUCAGAAAUCCAGAGCAGAGGCUGCCAGUGGUGGUGCGCAAGCCGCAGCGCUCCGGAAUCCUAUGUGCAGGAGCCGCAGCCUCCUGGAAGGACAAACCUAACCUUUCUCGGGACAGUUCAUGCAGCCAAGAGGAUGUCCCACAGGGAGGAGGCCCAAGUUAGAAUGCACCAGGCUCUCCUUUCUCCUGUCCUUUCUCUUGCAUCUAACUGUUGAGGCUCUGGACAACAUCACCAAUGUUUAUUUCGGCUUUGACACAUGAAGCCUUGGGUUUUUUUUGGGGGGGGGUUGGUUUUUUGAGGGAGGGUCUGUCUUCAGCCCAGGCUGACCUGGAAUUCACUGUGUAGUCUCAGGCUGGCCUUGAACUCACGGCGAUCCUCCUACCUCUGCCUCCCGAGUGCUGGGAUUAAAGGCGUGCGCCACCACACCCAGCUGACACAUGCAGUUUCUUCAGUUUUUAAGUUGAGCUUUUUGUGGGUGCUUUUCCCUCUGUGUUCACAAUGCAUAAAUUUAAAAUCAUGAGAGCAGGGCUGGGGGCUCAGCAGAACACUUGCCGAACACGCAUCAAGCCCUGGGUUCUGUCAGCGGUACUACACACAGCACACAUCAUGAAAAACCAGGGCAUGCUGAUCUGUGCCUGUGACCCCAGCACCUAGGAGGUGGAGGCAGGAGGGUCACAAAUUCAAAGUCCUCCUCAGCUACAUAGUUGAUGCCAGCCCAGGCUACAAGUGACCCUGUCUCCAAAAAGAAAUCAAAAUCAUGAGCAGACUUCUCCCUCUUCAGUGGAUUAUGAACUUGGUCACCGAUCAUGGCAAUACUUCAGCUUUGCUUUCAGGCCUGACUGGAGUUAGCAGGGGUGACCCUGUCUUCAGUCGUCUUCCUAAGAAUGUCAGAAUCUGGGAGAUCAAUUUACAUGCACCUACCGCCCUCUCCACUUCCUGAGGGAAGGUGGUCUUCCCUACCUAACAAAGCAUCUUACCUUCAUGAGUACCUGUUUUGCAUGUUCUCUGUUCAUUGUAGAAAUGUUUAUAUAAGACAUAUGCUUCCCGUAUCAGGGAAAGUCACAUGUUUAAUAAAUUAGCUAUAACUUUAAUAUCUGUGGACACCUUGUAAAAUUUGGAAUGUAUCAUAUGUAAAAAGUUUAAAAGAUAUCCAAAUAAAUGCUGUAGGUGUUGAUGUUC